Molecule: messenger RNA, 2401 nt
Organism: Hydractinia symbiolongicarpus
Lineage: Eukaryota; Metazoa; Cnidaria; Hydrozoa; Anthoathecata; Hydractiniidae
Exons: 3
Coding region: 763-1956 (397 amino acids)
Biological process (GO): G protein-coupled receptor signaling pathway
Cellular component (GO): membrane
Molecular function (GO): G protein-coupled receptor activity
Source: RefSeq, a predicted model, not a curated record
GUUACAUUAGAAUUUAAGUUGAACAAAUACAGCUGGAGAAAUCAAAUAUAUUUUGAUCAGAUUAGGUGUAUUGAAAAAGGUUUGUACAUAUUUCUUCAUCCAUGUUAAUAUAAUAUCAGAAAACAACAAAAACAUUAGUUAUUUUUAUUAUCUUGUGCGAGAGUGAGAAUUUAUGUGACCUAGAAUACGAAGAAAUGACAAUAAAGGCGGGACAAAGGACGAAUGACAAUUGACUUUUAGCACUAGAUAAAAAAGUGCCCUGCGAAGUGUCCUGCAAAGUGUCCUUCGAAGAGCCCUGUGAGGUGCCCUGCGAAGUGCCCUGCGAGUGUAUUUAAAGCUCCCAUUUGAACUACUGAAGUCGUACGAGAACAUCAACCGAUCAACUAGACAAUCGACUUAGAUAUCAAUCUUAUUGUCGUACUGAACGUUAAGAAUGAAUUCACACAUGAACAAGUGGUGAUACGAACUUUGUUAUUUGAUUAGCGUUAGUAUGACAAAUUGAAAGCAUGAUUAAAAAAAAUGAAUAUUAAUAAAAACGAAAUAAAAAUUCAAAGUGUUACGUAUGGCUGCUAAUUGUAAAGGUUUAACGAAUUUACUGUCUUUAAAAUUAGGUUUCUACUCUCUGCAUGUGGAUUCAUUGGUCAGCAGAUGUUUCUCUUUUGCUCGUAGAGUUGGAGUAGUGAAGUGCUUGUUUACAUUUUGAGAUUAACAAACAUUGGUUGUUGUAAUCAACAUUCAAACUUUCUGAUUCGUAUUGUAUUAAUGAUGACCGUGGAACGAAUUGACGAAAAAUGCGGGACCACUCACAACAUGACAACGCUGUCAAUAUUUUCAGCAGUGACGUCCUUUUCCAUGAUGACCAUAUCAGUUCCGUUAAACGUCUUAAUUAUCAUAUGUAUUGUGCGUAAAAGGCGAACAACAUUUAAAAACUUAUUUUACAAAAUGUUACUCAACAUCGCUUUGGCUGAUUUGCUGACGGGAAUCUUAGCUACUCCGACUUCAGUUAAUUUUUUUAUUAAAGAAGCGAAGAGGGUAAAUAUCACCUUUGCUGAGACGAUAGCGACGCAUAUUUCUGUCUUUCUUACAGACGGCGUAGCAUUAAUUACGAUGACGUUAUUAUGUAUUGAUAGAAUGACGGCACUUAUGUUUCCUAUCAAAUAUCACAAAGGGAUAAAAGUACGUACAGAGAACAUUAUUGUUAUAUUGACAUGGCCUUUGGGUAUUUUGUUCGUCAUUCCGUAUUUUGAGUUGCAUUUUAUUAAAGAGUUAGCCGUGUUUUCUGCAGUCAACAUCACAGUGGCUGUUUCCUCCAUGAUUAUUACGACAGUCGUCUAUAAAACAAGGUUUCAAAAAACAGGACGAACAGUAAAACCGCCGCCAUCAGUUGAUUCCACGUGCAAAAAAGUCGAAUUUAAAAUCAAUUUAACGGCGUCACCUCCGAAUUCAAAGCGAGACUCCACAAGCACACUUGUACAGUUUGCGCUUCAGAAUAAUCGCCGGAAACUGACCCUUGAUGAGUCUCCCAAAGUGAAAGAAAGCUAUUUGUCACUGGAACAUGUUCAUUUUCCUUGUACUGCAGACGAUACUGAUGAAAGGAAACGAAGGAGUAGUACGAUCCAAUCAGUAUUAUCGUAUCUAUCGCUACGUAACGAGACACGUAAAGGAAGUGUUACAGAUAAUCUGAGUCCUCGCAUGAAUAUCCAGCGAAAAGCUACUCGAACUUUCAUGUACAUGUUAUUAGUUUUUGUUGCUGCUUACUUGCCAACUUGCGUUAUGAUGAUAUAUAUGAACUUGUGUGUAUCGUGUGACUGUAUCGUUGUUCAUAUCAUGCGAGAUUUAUCGAUUAUGUCGAUUUUGUCGAGCUCCAUAUUUCGACCGACAAGUUUUAUACUCAGCGUACGACAUUUAAGAAAGUCGGUAUUUAAUUUGAUCUGUCCAACCAGGAAACGAGAAUGACAAAUGACAGCUAAAGUCAGAUUUUAGUAUAAUUUAGUGAAUAAGAACUUAAAUUAAAAUUUUACACCGAAUCUCUUACGUGCAACUUUCAUCAGCAUUAAGAACCAUUAAUGAAUACACAUUUCUUCUUUUAGUGUUUAAAAUGCCAUUGCAACUAGAAGUUGAUUUUCUGACGGAUUAGUAAAUUUUACCCGCCAAAUUUUAAGGGCUUACAAAACCUUUUUUAGAGAUGAAAUCUGGAGAUUUUUUGCCUUAAAGCCUUUUUAACACAAAUAAUCAGGGACAGUGAGCUCUACUUGUGUUAUGCUGUUAUUAUUUUUUGAGGGUAGCAAUUUUUAGUUUACAAGUUUAAUUUUUUAUUUUAUUUAGCAUGUUUUCUUUAUCAAGUUUAAUUAGUGUUGUACAGAUUUAUGUUUGCAAAAAGCUGAACUUUUCCAAAUUCACA